Molecule: messenger RNA, 3316 nt
Organism: Hemibagrus wyckioides
Lineage: Eukaryota; Metazoa; Chordata; Actinopteri; Siluriformes; Bagridae
Gene: dusp6
Product: dual specificity phosphatase 6
Exons: 3
Coding region: 813-1964 (383 amino acids)
Biological process (GO): positive regulation of apoptotic process; protein dephosphorylation; regulation of heart growth
Cellular component (GO): cytoplasm; cytosol
Molecular function (GO): MAP kinase tyrosine/serine/threonine phosphatase activity; protein tyrosine/threonine phosphatase activity
Source: RefSeq, a predicted model, not a curated record
UCCCCUCUAAACACUGGCGCCUCCUUCCUGCGCUGUUUGUUUGCGGUCAGUUGAUCCGGAGCGGAAAUUCCUUUCCGUUUUUGUGAAUGACAAACUUAUUAACAAUUCAUCGGCGCAGGCCCCGGUUUCCAUCCGGCCCCGUUGCCAAGGCGACGCCGCCCCGAGCCUUCCUAUUGGUCGGCGCGCAAUAAUGUAGGCAUUGAAACGCCGCGCCCUCGCCUCCAUUCACUAACACACAACCCGAGAGAGAGAAAGACAGAGCGCGAGACUGAGAGAGGGAGAGAAGGACAGAGAGAGAGAGAGAGAGUGAAGUUCACGGAGGAAGCUUUGCGUUACUGGAACAGAACACAGCUGAACUGGAACGGAGACUUUACCGUGAGCGCUUUAACGAGCUUGCACCGAGCUGGAUCUUCAGUUUGGCUUGAGCUUCUUCUUGCUUUAAGAAAAAAAAAGAGAGAGAGAGAGAUUGUUAUAUAACCGGAAGAAGAACGUCAGUGGGGCUGUAGCUUACUCACAGGCGCGCGUGAGUCAUUGAUAAACGCGCAGGCAUUUCUUAGCGCAGUCGCAUGAAUGGACGGAUUCGGAGCAAGUCUCCACUUUACGCUUUAACCGCAAAAAAAUUUUUUUUGCAUUUCUUGAUCACCGAGGGUCUACAAAAUAUAUAUUUUUAAAAAUAUUAUUAUUAUUUUUUUAAAUCUUUUUUUUUACGCCGCGUGAUCGCGAGCGUAUGCUUCGGCCUGGCCUGGUGAAAAGCCGCGGCCUUUGGACCCACGACGCCUCGCACCCCCCGGCCCCCGGUAACGGAAACCCCGAUGCUCGAUAAGUUCCGACCCGCGCAGCUCGACACGGCAAUGGCGAUCAGCAAGAGCGUGGCGUGGCUAAGGGAGCAGCUCGAGACGCGCCGCGAGCGCCUGCUCGUGAUGGACUGCCGCGCGCGCGAGCUCUACGACUCGUCGCACGUCGAAGCGGCCAUCAACGUGGCCAUCCCGAGCCUCAUGCUGCGGCGACUCAAGAAGGGCAACCUGCCCGUUAAGUCGCUGCUCUCCGACGGACAGGAUCGCGAAAGGUUCGCGCGACGCUGCAGGACCGACACCAUCGUGCUGUACGACGAGUGCAGUCGCGAGUGGAACGAGAACGUGGACGGCGGCUCGGUGCUCGGUUUACUGCUGCGGAGGAUGAAGGACGAGGGAUACAAAGCCUUUUACCUUGAAGGCGGUUUCAGCAAGUUCCAGGCCGAGUGUCCAGCGCUCUGCGAGACCAACCUGGACGGCUCUUGCGGGGGAAGCGGUUCUCCCACGUCACACGUUUUGGGCCUCGGUGGCCUGCGCAUCAGCUCAGAUUCGUCAGACAUCGAGUCGGAUGCGGACCGUGAGCCCGGCAGCGCCACCGACUCGGACGGCAGCCCGGCGUCCAACCCGCAGCCGUCGUUCCCAGUUGAGAUCCUGCCACAUCUGUACCUAGGCUGCGCCAAGGACUCCACCAACCUGGACGUGCUGGAAGAGUUCGGCAUCAAGUACAUCCUGAACGUCACCCCGAACCUGCCCAACCUUUUCGAGAAUGCAGGAGAGUUCAAGUACAAACAGAUCCCCAUAUCGGACCACUGGAGCCAGAACCUGUCGCAGUUCUUCCCGGAGGCCAUCAGCUUCAUCGAUGAGGCUCGAGGUCAGAAGUGCGGCGUCCUCGUGCACUGCCUCGCCGGUAUCAGCCGCUCCGUCACGGUGACCGUGGCCUACCUGAUGCAGAAGCUCAACCUGUCCAUGAACGACGCCUACGACAUCGUCAAGAUGAAGAAGUCGAACAUCUCGCCCAACUUUAACUUCAUGGGCCAGCUGUUGGACUUUGAGCGCACACUGGGGCUGCAGAGCCCGUGCGACAACCGAGCUUCGGCGCCGUCGCAGCCGCUCUACUUCAGCACACCCACCAAUCACAACGUCUUCCAACUCGACCCGCUCGAGUCCACGUGAGACGACGAGCACGCUGCAGAAGGUGCCUGACCAUCCCAAUGUGGCUUUCUGUCUUUUUUCCCCUCUCAGACGGAGGAGGGUUUUCCGGACGUUUUUGACGCAACUGGCGCAAGAUGCCAACUGUCGCGAGUUAGCCAAUGACGCGCCAACGCGCUUUGGCCCGAAGCGGAAAGGCAGCUGCUGUACUAUUGGGACGGAGAAACGCAGCUCUGUAUCUCUCUCAGACUCUGUAAGGUAGUUCCUGCUUUCUAUCUUCGUACUCAAGCAUGUGAAGACUGUCAAAACGAGGAACUUCUGGACGUGCCAAAGAGACUGGAAAUGGACAGUUAAAUGGACGAGUUAAAAAGAGAACAUUUUUCAUUUUUUUUCUAGCACUUGCACCUUCACGUUUUUUCGGGUGUGCUCUUUUUGUCUUCAGUGAAGACUUGCCUGUUUUGGGGGAUUUAAAAAAAAUAUUUACAAAACACCCUCGUUGACGAUGGCACAGUAUAGUGUACUCCAGUUUGUUUGUGUGGAGACACUUUUGAAUCGUUUAUACUUGUGUAUAUUAAGGACAUCGUUAUUAUAGCCACAGUAUACCUGUUACGGAAAAGAAGAAACAGGUGCCGAACUUCUUUUUUUUUGUCUUCUUUUGUCUUCUAAACUGAAUAUUGAUCAAUAUAAUCUAUGAGUUAAAUGCCAAAAAAGAAACUGAAUAGGUUUUGUGAGAUGAUAAAUGUGUAUAAUGUAAUAUAUUUCUUUUUCUUUUCUUUAUGAACGAGUCUUUAUCAGCCUUUUCUUACACAUCCUUCCACACUCUGAGAGUCACCUUGUUCCCCCUGCCUUAGGUCUUCUGUACAUAGGAGUAUCAUCGUGCAUUAACUUCUCCGAGCAAUUCCUCAUGACGCUUCUCUGUCGCCGGCUGUCAGAGUUAUUAAACUAACAGCACAUUCAGAAAGUAUUGUAUCAGUAUGUGUUCCAGUCGAGAAUACGGCUGCAUGCUCAUGACGAAUCUAGAACCGGGACGCCUUGAUUUUUUUUAUUUUAAUUUUUUUUAACGGUGGAAGAUCGUGAUCGAAGUGGGCGGUGCUUGUUUUUUUUUUUGUUUUGUUUUUUCCUUUUUUAUUUGUGCGAUUCGAGGUCUCUGAAAUGUCGGCAACGCGGGAGACGUUCAUGCGCCUUCCGCUCUUCAGGGAAAUUCUGUGAAAUGCAAUUUAGUUGUCUGACUCGGAUUUAAAUGGGAACCUGGUUCCCCAAAGCAAAGGCCUGUUCUGAAGGAGGAAGGUUCCACUCUGGGACUCGUCCUUCCAACCCUACGAAUGUAAAGAGAUGAUAAGUUAUUAAUAAAUUGCUAUUUUGUCUAUUCAAAUCUA